AUGACAGAUGCAAAAGAAACCAAUGUCACAACACAGAACUCAGAGCCACCUGCUGAGCCACCUCAGGUCACUCGACAGAAAUACGAGGAAGCUAAGCAUGAGUUACAAGCUUUACUAGCACGAAAGAAGCAAGUGGAUACGAAUCUGAUUAACCUUGAAAACGCCAUCUAUGCGUUUGAAGGAUCUUAUUUAGAAGACACACAACAGAAUGGCAAUAUUAUUCGUGGGUUUGAUGGUUACCUCACCAACCGACCCGACCGAAGAAAACCCAAAUUCACCGAACUGGAUCGACUCUUCAGCUUAUCCUCGUCCACGUAUCAAAAAGCUUUAGCGCAAAAGGAAGAGAAGGACCAAGAUUCGAGUCAGGAUGAUCGAUCCAGUGCUUCUUUAUCGAUGGCUAGGCGAGAAAAGAAACGAAAAUUGAAGGGUCAUGAGAGUAAUGGCUUCAGAAAGAAGAAGAGCUCUGCGGGCAGAGAAAUCAUGAGUGAGGAUGAGCUGGAUAUAUGA
Mucor mucedo is the source of this 507-nucleotide messenger RNA. RefSeq names its product histone acetyltransferase subunit NuA4-domain-containing protein. The record is from RefSeq and is a predicted model, not a curated record. Bases 1 to 507 code for a protein of 168 amino acids. Gene Ontology annotation, cellular component: NuA4 histone acetyltransferase complex. The transcript is spliced from 4 exons. Lineage: Eukaryota; Fungi; Mucoromycota; Mucoromycetes; Mucorales; Mucoraceae.